Molecule: messenger RNA, 1175 nt
Organism: Paramecium sonneborni
Lineage: Eukaryota; Ciliophora; Oligohymenophorea; Peniculida; Parameciidae
Source: the annotation of a GenBank genome assembly
CUUUAUAUUCAUGAGCACAGCACUUGCUAAACCUAAAAAACUAAAACUUACAGAUUAUGAAGUCUUUUAAACCUUGGGUACUGGUAAUAAAUAAAUAAAAUGUUGAAUUUUAGGUUCAUUUGGAAGAGUGAAACUGGCAAGGAAUAAACAAACUAAUAAAUAUGUUGCUUUGAAAAGUUUAAAAAAAGCAGAGAUCAUUAGACUUAAACAAGUUGAUCAUGUCAUUAAUGAAAACACUAUUUUAGGAAAUUUAUAACAUCCAUUUAUUGUAGAUUCUAUGAUCAUUCUUAGGUAACUUUUGAAGGCUUCUGUUAAGAUCCUAGAUAUCUCUAUUUAGUAUUAGAAUUCGUUUCUGGAGGUGAAUUAUUCACUUAUUUAAGAAGUAUUGGAAGACUUGAUACAUAACAUGCAGCGUAAUAUCUUGUAUUUAUUUCUAGAUUUUAUGGUGCCUAAGUUGCUUCAAUCUUUGAAUAUCUACAUUCUAAGAAUAUUAUUUAUAGAGAUCUUAAACCAGAGAACUUAUUAAUUGCAGAUGAUGGAUAUCUUAAAUUAACUGAUUUUGGUUUUGCUAAAGUUGUCGAAGGAAGAACUUAUACAUUAUGUGGAACUCCUGAAUAUUUAGCUCCUGAAAUUCUAUUGAAUAAAGGACAUGGAAAAGCUGUUGAUUGGUGGACUCUAGGAAUCUUAAUUUAUGAAAUGAAUGCUGGAAUUGAUCCUUUCUCUGAUGAAGAUCCUAUGGCUAUUUAUCAAAAAAUAUUAAAAGGUAAAGUUAAAUUUCCAAAAACAUUUGAUAAGUAAUUAUAUUAUUCUAUUCUCCUUAAAGGAAUGGAAAAUCGUUAGUCAAACAUUUACUUGUAGCUGAUCUUUCUAAAAGAUAUGGAAAUUUAAAAAAUGGUAUCAAUCUUAUUACUAAAUAUUAGGUGCUGCUGAUGUAAAAAAUCAUAGAUGGUUUGCAAAUCUAGAUUGGAAUCUUCUUACUUAAAAGAAAUUACCUGUUCCAUAUAAACCAGUUGUCAAGUAUCUAUUCUUAUACAUUUUUUAUAGAGCUCCUAAUGACACUUCCAAUUUUUCAUCCUAUCCAGAAUCAGAUACAUAAAGUCCUGCUCUUAAACCAGCAGACGAUCCCUUCUUAGAAUGGUGAUUAAUAGAGCAUUAUUCAUUAUCAUAAAUUCAAC